This is a messenger RNA of Phaeoacremonium minimum UCRPA7, 1008 nucleotides long. RefSeq names its product putative capsule polysaccharide biosynthesis protein. The coding region runs from base 1 to 1008 and encodes 335 amino acids. The record is from RefSeq and is a predicted model, not a curated record. Lineage: Eukaryota; Fungi; Ascomycota; Sordariomycetes; Togniniales; Togniniaceae. The transcript has 3 exons.
AUGCCUGAGACCUAUACACUCGGUGUCAUCAACGACAGCCGGCAAUGGCCGUCACAGUUUGGCGGGCCGCCGGUCACAGCUUCGUCGGCCUUCUCUCUCAGUCAACUUGGCGAUGCCCUCAAGUCAUAUCUUAGUCUCCAGACAGUAUGGCUAGGGCUUCUCGUCCUUUUUCUGAUUCUGAAUCUCAAGAAUCUGCCACUUAUGUGGCAUGUGCCCCUGAAGCCAUGCCACAUCUUCCAGCCCAUCAUCACCACAUCCCAGACGCAACUGCUAGAGAUCGACUUCAAUAUCCACAAGUCCAACUCGUCCUACUUCUCUGACGUCGACAUUGCACGCACGCAUCUGGUAUGCACUCUGUUCGCCAAAGGCAUUGAGCAGAUGCGUGGCGGCACGGAGGCAUACACGGGAUCCAAGCAACCAGUGUUUGGCCUUGCGCUCGGUGCCGUCUCGUGCAACUUCCGUCGGGAGCUGCGGCCAUAUGAGUCCUACGAGAUGUGGUCGCGCAUCCUUUCUUGGGACGAGAAAUGGGUGUACAUCGUGACUCAUUUCGUGCGGCAAGGCGCUGCUAAGCCAAAGAGCUACUCCCUGUACCCUGAGCAGGGUGGACAGAUGAGCGCCCUGGAGGAGGACGAAAGCAUGCUCCGGAGAGUCAGCAUCGACAGCAACUCGUCCACAGAGGAUGAGUCGGGCUUCAAGCCUGAUAAGCAAAUUUACGCUACCGCAUUAAGUAAAUGUGUCUUCAAAUCAGGACGGAAGACGGUCUCCCCAGAGUUCAUGCUACGGAUCUCAGGUUUGUUACCUGGAAGUCUAGACGAGGCCAUGGGGGAGGACGACACUGCACAAGAACUACGCGAGAUAGAGUUCCAGAGAAAGAGAGGCAUGAAGAUUGCGUCUCAACUUGCGGCACAGAACCAGCAGGCUCUCGAGGAAGAGUUCAGGGGCGGCAGUGGUGAGGUGCUCGGUCGGCACACAGACGGUGCCGGUAUUGGCGGUAACAAGUCUGACUGA